Talaromyces amestolkiae is the source of this 1218-nucleotide messenger RNA. RefSeq lists its product as uncharacterized. Gene Ontology annotation, molecular function: signaling receptor binding. Gene Ontology annotation, cellular component: peroxisomal importomer complex; peroxisomal membrane. Bases 1 to 1218 code for a protein of 405 amino acids. The record is from RefSeq and is a predicted model, not a curated record. The transcript has a single exon. Gene Ontology annotation, biological process: protein import into peroxisome matrix, docking. NCBI's taxonomy places the organism in Eukaryota, Fungi, Ascomycota, Eurotiomycetes, Eurotiales, Trichocomaceae.
AUGUCUGAUAACUCGACCAAACCCGCAAUCCCAGAAUGGCAGCGCAAGGCCUCGUCAACGUCGUCACCGGUCCAUCAGGGCACCUCCGAUAAGCCAACUGAAAAAGCCACCGCAACCGAAGACGAACAGACCACCGCAUCCCCUAAUAGAUCAGCUCUGCUAGAACAAGCAAAGACCUUUCUUGCUGAUCCAGAAAUCCGUGAUGCCACGACAGAUCGCAAAAUAACGUUCCUCGAAUCAAAGGGUCUCACCAACGACGAAAUCGACUCGUUGCUCGGAGUAAGCCGCAAUGAGGAUGCGCCAACAUCUACAGAAACGAACGACACAGCCAGUAACCAGGCGACGAUCAACAAUAAUACAGCUUCUGCGACAGCGAUAGCAUCUACGCCGCCAUCCAAUGCGACGCCUUCGCCACGAGACGUGCCGCCGAUAAUCACAUAUCCUGAAUUCCUCGUUAAUGCUUCAGCGCAGAGCAACCCCCCUCUCAUGUCACUUCGCAGUGUGGUGUAUACUCUGUACGGUGCCGCCGGAUUAGGCGCAACAUUUUAUGGCGCCAGUGAAUUCCUGGUGAAGCCCAUGCUCAGAUCACUCGGUGACGCCAGACACGAACUUGCCCAGACCGCGUUGAACCACUUAUUGACUCUGAAUGAAAAGCUGGAGAAUAAUGUAUCAAAAAUACCCGCACGACCACUGUCAGGCAAGCUUGGAGAGGAUGACGAAGACGAUGAUACGGAGUCUAUCACAUCGGACCCAACAGAAGUUUUCCACCGCGACAUCGCAACGCAAACAACCCCCGAGCUGAUGGACGACAGCCCCAGUACAUUCGGCGCAUCCUCGACCAAUACUGACGACAAUCCACACAAAGUGGUAGACUCUCACAAACAAACACUCGCCAAAAUAACCUCCCACCUCCAAGAAUUUGUCUCUGACGACACCACAUCCGGCGAGCUGGACGAUACAAUGCGAAAGCGGAUAUUAGAUCUGCAGUCAUACCUCGACGGACUUAAAUACUCGUCGUUUAAUUCAUAUCUCAGCAACAAUAACUUAUAUAACAAUAGCUAUAACUACUCAGUCGCCGGUGGGGAUACGAGUGGCGGUAAUCGGUCCAAGGAGGAGGAUGCGAUUUCAGCUUUUAGGGCGGAGAUCAGAGGUGUCAAGGGUGCCCUGUUGAGUGCGAGGAAUUUUCCGUCUGGGAGGCCUGCGGGCGUUACGAGAUGA